Xenopus laevis (African clawed frog) is the source of this 1069-nucleotide messenger RNA. It is a transcript of the gene aanat.L, whose product is annotated as aralkylamine N-acetyltransferase L homeolog. Gene Ontology annotation, biological process: response to light stimulus; melatonin biosynthetic process; circadian rhythm. NCBI's taxonomy places the organism in Eukaryota, Metazoa, Chordata, Amphibia, Anura, Pipidae. Gene Ontology annotation, cellular component: cytoplasm. Gene Ontology annotation, molecular function: aralkylamine N-acetyltransferase activity; acetyltransferase activity; N-acetyltransferase activity. The record is from RefSeq and is marked provisional.
AGACGAGAUCUAAAUCCACUCUCCUGCAGCCUCUCGCUUGCCCCACUUGUGCUCAACACCCCUGGCGAAAUUCAGAUAUCCAGGUUGGUACAGGUCACACCACCAGAACAACCAUGUCCGUGCUGAACGCAAUACCUUUCAUGAGGCCCAUCCACUUGCGUUCCCCGCGCCAGCAGAGACGCCACACACUGCCUGCCAGUGAGUUCCGCUGCCUGUCCCCAGAGGAUGCUGUCAGUGUUUUUGAGAUAGAAAGAGAAGCCUUCAUCUCCGUUUCCGGAGAAUGCCCCCUCCAUCUGGAUGAGGUUCGACAAUUUCUGACCUUGUGCCCGGAGCUCUCGCUGGGAUGGUUUGAGGAAGGAAGGCUGGUGGCAUUUAUCAUUGGGUCGAUGUGGAACCAGGACAGACUGAGCCAGGACGCACUCACCUUUCACAAACCGGAGGGUUCGUCCGUCCAUAUCCACGUCCUGGCUGUGCACCGUACGUUCCGCCAGCAAGGCAAGGGCUCCAUCCUCCUGUGGCGUUACCUCCAGUACCUGCGCUGCCUGCCUGUUGCUCGUCGGGCCGUCCUCAUGUGCGAAGACUUCCUGGUCCCCUUCUAUUCCAAGUGUGGCUUCAAGGCUGUUGGACCCUGUGACAUCACAGUGGGACCCAUGACCUUUAUCGAGAUGCAGUACCCAGUUCAAGGUCAUGCCUUCAUGCGCCGAAACAGUGGCUGCUAGCCCACCUCGUCCUCCGAACCCCAUGUCCAAUUACCCCUGGUCAGUAAUGUGCUGCAGAGCAGUGUCUUCCUGGCCCAACUGGUGGCAGAGGGGCACGAGGUACAGUAACAGGAGCAUCUGAAGGUCACUCUUCAGCAUUACAGGCUGGAAAGGGUUAAUAACCUGCACUGCAUGUGCAUACCAAAAUGCUUCUUGUAGCCCUUGUUUGCACCCCAUUCAUUCACCAACGCAUCUGCCCCCUUUUGGCAGACAUGAUGUAAGACCAAUGUAUAAAACAGCCCCCCAAUACCCACCUGUCACUGUACAAAAUCCACUCAUAUAUGUAUCUCAAUAAAUAUGCUUUUGUACUA